Molecule: messenger RNA, 3475 nt
Organism: Harmonia axyridis
Lineage: Eukaryota; Metazoa; Arthropoda; Insecta; Coleoptera; Coccinellidae
Gene: DAT
Product: sodium-dependent dopamine transporter
Exons: 11
Coding region: 394-2220 (608 amino acids)
Biological process (GO): sodium ion transmembrane transport; dopamine uptake involved in synaptic transmission
Cellular component (GO): neuronal cell body membrane; presynaptic membrane; neuron projection
Molecular function (GO): dopamine:sodium symporter activity
Source: RefSeq, a predicted model, not a curated record
ACUUACAGGAGGAAGGAGGGUGUCAAGGUUUUGUUGGAACGCCCUGUACUGCGAAUUUCACAGUGGUUUCCCCUCAUCCCCAUUGGCCUGUCAGGAUGUCUUCAACCACCCUGAGGACCUUCCAGGACCCUCCCAAAUCACCCUUUCUGGCGAAGUUGCCGAAGAAAAAUCCACGUAGAACGCAUGCGAGUCCUCUUCGUGGCCGUGGGCCACAAGAAGAUCGCAGAAGGCUGUGUAUGGACCACACCGCAAGCUGGCACCAAGCGAGCUGCAUCCUGUGUCUACGAUGAGCCAAGACGGACCGCACUGGUGAGUGACAAGUUCAAUUGUGCUCUCGAAAGUUUAGAGUUUUCGAAAUCAUAGACGGCACAUUAGACCUGUCGCCGUCCACGUAUGUCUAAGGAAACUUUGAGCCCUAGGGCCCCACAGCCUCCUGCUGUGACCGAUGACCGGGAAACCUGGGGCAAGAAGGUCGACUUCCUCUUGUCUGUCAUCGGUUUCGCAGUGGAUUUAGCCAACGUGUGGAGGUUUCCCUAUCUUUGUUACAAAAAUGGAGGGGGGGCAUUUUUGGUUCCUUACUGCAUUAUGUUGGUUAUCGGUGGUAUACCCUUAUUUUACAUGGAACUGGCACUGGGACAAUACAACAGAAAGGGAGCAAUAACUUGUUGGGGAAGAUUAUGUCCUUUGUUUAAAGGUAUUGGAUAUGCUGUCGUACUGAUAGCCUUUUACGUUGAUUUUUAUUACAAUGUGAUCAUCGCUUGGGCUCUAAGAUAUUUUUUUGCUUCUUUCACAAACCUGUUGCCUUGGACUACGUGUGAUAACCCUUGGAAUACACCAAACUGCAGGCCUGAAACCCUUAUGUUGCAGUUUGAAUUUCCCACGAAAUUUUCUAAUGAUAGUAACAGCACAGAUGUCAUCAUAGAAGCUAUUCCAGAUUCGAGAUUUGCAUCAGCAGCUUCAGAAUAUUUCAAUCGCGCCAUCCUAGAACUUCACCGGAGCGACGGUUUGCACGAUCUUGGGGCCAUAAAAUGGGAUAUAGCACUGUGUCUUCUGGCCGUUUACGUAAUAUGUUAUUUCUCGCUGUGGAAAGGCAUUUCCACGUCCGGAAAAGUGGUUUGGUUCACAGCCUUGUUUCCCUACGCCGUGCUGUUGAUCCUGCUAGGCAGAGGGAUCACACUUCCUGGAUCUGCGGAGGGGAUAAAGUAUUAUCUGAAUCCAAAUUUCAACGCCAUUACAUCUGCAGAGGUUUGGGUAGAUGCGGCAACACAGGUGUUUUUCUCAUUGGGUCCUGGAUUUGGUGUUCUUCUAGCCUACGCAUCUUACAAUAAAUACCACAACAAUGUUUACAAGGAUGCCAUCCUCACCAGUGUGAUCAACUCAGCAACAAGUUUCGUAGCAGGAUUCGUAAUUUUUUCCGUUCUGGGCUACAUGGCCCAUUCGGCAGGGAUACCAAUACAAGAGGUGGCAACUGAAGGUCCCGGUUUGGUUUUCAUAGUCUACCCAGCGGCCAUAGCAACCAUGCCCGGCAGCAUCUUCUGGGCGUUGAUAUUCUUCAUGAUGCUGCUCACGUUGGGCUUGGACAGCUCAUUUGGUGGAUCGGAAGCAAUAAUAACAGCACUAAGCGAUGAGUUCCCCAAGAUAGGAAGACAUCGAGAGAUCUUCGUGGCUUGCCUCUUCACCCUCUAUUUCGUUGUUGGCUUAGCCUCCUGCUCCCAAGGGGGCUUCUACUUCUUCCAUCUUUUAGACCGUUAUGCAGCCGGUUACUCUAUGCUGUUCGCUGUUUUCUUCGAAUCCAUUGCGGUUUCCUGGAUAUACGGGACGCAGAGGUUUUGCGAUGAUAUCAAAGAUAUGAUCGGGUUUUCACCUGGUAUCUACUGGAGGUUCUGUUGGAAGUUUGCGGCACCACUUUUUCUGCUCUUCAUCAUAUUUUAUGGACUUUUGGGUUAUGAGCCGCUGACGUAUGAAAACUACGUUUAUCCAGCGUGGGCCAAUGUUCUUGGUUGGAUCCUAGCAGGAUCGUCUGUUAUGAUGAUACCUCUUGUGGCUAUCAUCAAGUUUUUGAUGACUCCUGGGUCUUUUAUGAAGAGGAUGAAAAUUUUGACAACUCCUUGGCGAGAUUCCCAAGCUACCACUCAGAUCAACGGUACAGUUCAAUCAGAAACCAAUCAAGUACGUCUGACAACACCUGAAGCUCCGUAUCCCAAACCAGAGGAGGUGUGAGAAAAAAGAAUGACCAGAUUCCAAGAGUAUUACGUAUGACUGAUAGGUAUUUAGGCAUUUUGAGUUUUAGAUUAUCGAUGUAGGUGAAAACCAACGAAUAAUGUAGACUCUAGGUACGUUUUUUUCAUUCAAUCGAAGAAUGUGUACACCUUUUUCGAGAAAGAAAAAACUUAAACUAAGGGACCACAAAUAACACAGGAAAUACACAGAAUAAUGUACAAAAGGUAUUAAUGACCAGACACAUUUCUUGAAUAAGGUGUGCAUAAUUCUUCGAACAAAAGUUAUUAGCAGCAGACAAAGUAACAAUAAGUGGAUGUAAAUGUACAAUGUAAAAAUACGUAUACAUAUAGAGAAUUUUAGAUGAAACACAAGAAACUGAAAGAAGAAGAUUUCUUCGUACUUUAUGCCUUCGAAGGUACGUAGAAACUUUCAAGAACCAUAGAAAAUUGUUAUUUAUAAUCAUAAGCAUAGAAUAAUGUAUUUAUCUGUAUUCUAUGGUUAAAGUACACCUCUAUGACUGUACAUUUAACCUAGAAGUUAAUGUUAUAGAAACAAUUUUAGAGGGUAUCCAAGAGCUUAAAUGUGUAUCGAACUAUUAUUAGAACAACUGUAUAUAAAUAAAACAAACAAUGGAUCAGUAAAGUAGAUAAUUAUCACUUAUUAUCGUAAGGAAAAACUAGUUCUCUUGAAAAAUCAACAACAUAGGGCAUGUUGAAUUUUUCGAUAAACUCUUUAAAAUACGAUUGCCAGUACGUACAGCCAUAUUUUGAAUGAAGAUAUCGUUCAUUAUAAGAGUUGAUAAUCGUAUUUUAAUUGAUGGAAGUGCAAAUUUGAUUAUACACAUAAAAUAUCUAGUCUAGGUUAACAAACUUGUCCCCACAGGUGCUUAAUAUAAUGGUGUAAAAUCGUAGAUUAUACGUAGAAUGAGAGCUUAUUAUAUUUACUCGUAAAUUAAUAUUUUACACAAAGGUAAUCCGUCUUUAUAUAAGUAGAUGUUAGGUAUGUGGACUGGGAGUAUUUCGAAAUACACAGGAAGUCAGGCAGCCAAGAGACUUCCUGUAUAAAAAAUAGAAAGGAAUUGUAUUUAAGGAUUGGUAUUUUCCUACGCAUUUCUGAAUGAGUUUGUAGACAGAAGUAGAGGAAAACGAUGUAAAAUGUCGAUUUGAUAUGAUAGGUUACUUGCAACAGCCAUUGCAAGUAAUUAGAAAUAUGUUUUGUUUGGUAUACUGUUGGCAUUAAUAAAUAUUUAUUUAAA